UGAUUAUUACUAUUCUUUAGUAUUUUAAUUUAUGGUGUUUAGUAUCACGAUUUCAAAAAUACCUAUGAAUGUCGAUUCAAUUCGGAUACUAUCGUUUAAGCAAAUUUAUUUAAGUAUUCGUAUACAGUAGUUGAAUAUAUUUUGUUCAUUAUAAAUUGUCAUUGUUGUUACGAAAAUGGAGACGAGCAAAGAUAAUCUAGGUCAAGAAAUGAUAUUAAAUGUGAAGUUUAUUAAAGGUAGUGAACCAAUUCUUAUAGAAGACGAUGAUGGGGAGGACAAGGGCAAACAGUACAACGGUUAUCCGCCUGGAUAUAACAAAGUAUUUGAGUACAUAUAUCCUCCAGAGGAAUGGAUGGAAGACGGUAAAAAGUGGCGACGAGUCGCAUCUACGGAGCCAGCGGAUCGGCAUCAAAUGACGGCUCUAGCCGAAGACCUCAAAUCCAACUUAUCGUACUGGCAUGCCAGGAUGCACGGAGUAUGUCCGAUCAGGAGAGAAUUGUAUACGCAAUGUUUCAAUGAACUGAUACGGCAAGUGUGCGUAAAUAGCAUUGAACGAGGUGAAUUGUUAAUCAAAAUUCGAAACGAAUACAAUGCAAGCAUAAUUGCUCAUAAACGUUUAUAUGAGAGCGGUUUAAUAUUUAGAAUGAAACAUACUACAUUGAAUGAUAAUAUAGGCGGCUUGACAGAAAAGGAUAUACUUGAUAUAGAAGAUCAUCAUGUUGUAUUAAAAAAGAAAUUGUCUGAUGCAAACAAUAAGUACAAUAGAUUAAAAACCAGUUUGAAAAAGGAAUUAAAUAAUUUAAAAGAUGCUCACCAACACGAGUUAAAUUGUUAUAAUAAGAACCAUCAAGCAUUAAAAAAUCAACUCGAUUUGAUACUUGCAAUGAAUACAUAACUCAAAUAAAUAAUAAUAAUCACGAUAAAUCCAAUAAUGAUUGUCAGUUGUAAUGCAAUUAUAUUACGUAUCGCGUAUAUUUACUUAUAUUGAAAACUGUAUAACUAGAUUAGAAUAAUAUUUAUAAAUUUCACAAGACAGUAAAUCAAAGAAACAUUGUGAACUACUAUAGUAUGAUAUCAAAAAUAUGUGGCCCGCGAGUUCGUGUGGCCGGUAAAUGCUUUCAGUAUGACCCGCAACCCGCAAUACUAAAUUUUUAAAACUAAAAAAAAUAUUAAAAUGUUAAUGAAAAUAAAAUAUUAAAACUUAAACAUUUUUAGAAAAAUAAACUAUAAAAUGACUAUC
This is a messenger RNA of Aphis gossypii (cotton aphid), 1240 nucleotides long. Its product is annotated as 33 kDa inner dynein arm light chain, axonemal-like. The coding region runs from base 176 to 895 and encodes 239 amino acids. The record is from RefSeq and is a predicted model, not a curated record. Gene Ontology annotation, cellular component: filopodium; axoneme. The transcript is spliced from 6 exons. Lineage: Eukaryota; Metazoa; Arthropoda; Insecta; Hemiptera; Aphididae. Gene Ontology annotation, molecular function: dynein heavy chain binding.